Messenger RNA from Trichomycterus rosablanca, 1288 nucleotides. RefSeq names its product serine/threonine-protein kinase pim-3-like. The record is from RefSeq and is a predicted model, not a curated record. Gene Ontology annotation, molecular function: protein serine/threonine kinase activity; ATP binding. Bases 304 to 1116 code for a protein of 270 amino acids. NCBI's taxonomy places the organism in Eukaryota, Metazoa, Chordata, Actinopteri, Siluriformes, Trichomycteridae. Gene Ontology annotation, biological process: negative regulation of apoptotic process; regulation of mitotic cell cycle; protein autophosphorylation. Gene Ontology annotation, cellular component: cytoplasm. The transcript has 8 exons.
UCAGAAGGGGUACAAGGACGGUUUCAAAUCAGACUCCAGUGAGAGUCUUCUGAAGCUCCAGGUGGGAUCAGUUCUGGAGAAGUCAUCUGUGAUGCUCCCGAGAACAAGGAUGCUGAAGAAGAACCUGCUGAAGGAGAACCCACUGAAGGAGACCCCGGUAAAGGAAAAACGAAUAAAGGAGAACCUGCUGAAGGAGAACCCACUGAAAGAGAACCCGGUGAAGGAGAAACUGCUAAAGGAGAAACCACUGAAGGAGAACCCACUAAAGGAGAAACCGCCGAUGGAGGACGUGAAGAGGAGAGGAUGACUGACACAAACCCGGACAGCUUUGAGAGCCGAUACACCGUCGGAGAGCUGCUGGGAAAGGGAGGCUGCGGUUCAGUCUAUGAAGGCGUCCGUAAGGUGGACGGGAACCAGGUUGCCAUCAAAUACGUGGUGAAGGAUGAGCACCGCAGAUUUACCAGGAUUCCCGGCGAGACGGAGUUGCUCCCCGUCGAGGUGGCCCUGAUGCGCAUGGUGUCCAGGCUGUGUGCCAGCCCGUACGUGCUGAAGCUCCUGGAGUGGUUCGACACGCCCGAGCGCUACAUCCUGAUCCUGGAGCGGCCCAUCCCCUGUGUAGACCUCUACCAGCUGAUGCUCAAGACGGGCAGACUGAGGAUGCAGUUUGCCCGGCACGUAAUGCGGCAGGUUGUCCUGGCGGUGCUCCACUGCCGCGACCGCGGGGUCCUGCACAGGGACAUUAAGCUCCAGAAUGUCCUUCUGAACACAGAGACGCUGGAGGUGAAGCUGAUCGACUUUGGAUGCGGCGACCUGUUGAAGGACACUCCGUACUACACAUAUUCAGGCACGUGGGUAUACUCGCCACCCGAGUGGAUAACCAAGCAGAAGUACUAUGGCUGCCCUGCAACCGUCUGGAGUCUGGGCGUACUGCUGUUUGUCUUGGUUUGUGGACGCCUGCCAUUUCGGUCUAAGAAGGAGAUCACCAAGGGGCGUCUAGUGUUCAAACCUGGUGUGUCUGAUGCCUGCCGCCAUCUGAUUGAACAAUGCCUCAAGAAGAAGCCCAGCAAGCGUCUCACCCUCGGGCAGAUCCUCCUGCACGGGUGGUUUGAUGAGUAAGCCGAAGACUAGGUCCAGAUGAUGUAGAUCUUUAACCGUACAGGUUUCUGAAGGCUUCUGCUAACGGUCAACGAGCAUCUUGAUCCGGAAGACGAGGAGAUUCUUCUUACAGUUACCAGCAGCUUCUUUGUUUAUUAAAUAAAUAAAUUGUUCAAUAAAGACGUGAACUGUA